This is a messenger RNA of Cylindrotheca closterium, 1014 nucleotides long. NCBI's taxonomy places the organism in Eukaryota, Bacillariophyta, Bacillariophyceae, Bacillariales, Bacillariaceae. The record is from the annotation of a GenBank genome assembly.
AUGAUCUCUAGACUACUAUUGUGCAGCCUCUUUCUGACAUCAGUUGCCUCGGCAGUGGAAGUUUCCUUAAUAUCUCAGAAUGUAUGGUUCAUCUUAACUGCUUCCGUUCCAGCCAUGGAUCGGAUUCCAGACUACAUUGCAGAGUUUAGAAGUGGUACCUACGAUAUUUUAUGCUUACAAGAAGUUUGGUCGGGCACACAGACAACAUAUCCAGAUUUAUUAUUUGAAGGACUGAAGGAAGUUUAUCCUUACAAUGUGUCGACAGAACCACGACCACUUACGGGAUUGAAUUUGGGGUUGGAUAGUGGCCUAAUGAUUUUGUCCAAGUAUCCUAUCGAGUCCUUUGCCUUUCACCAGUAUGGCAACAGCUCAGGCAUUGAUGCCUUCAGUGGUAAGGGAGCUAUGACAGCACACAUCAAGGUUCCCGAUGACGACGGCUCGACUCGAGAUUUGAUCGUGUCCAACACUCACUUGAAUGCUGGUGGGCCAUUGGAAAUCCGGUUGAACCAAGCACGAGAAAUGCGAAAUUCCAUUGACCGUUUUUUGAAGAACUUAGAAGAAACCGAAGGCUUGGAUAUUGACAAGGUACCUGUCUUUGGACUCGGAGAUUUCAACACUGACGAGUGGAAUGACGAAUUGACCGAAGUUCAAGAGGGUUACCAACAACUUCUUGGUGUCUUGGGUCCCACUACGAAAGACAUCUUCCGUUCUCUUUAUCCGCCCGAUGUCGAGGUGGGAUUGACUACCAGCUCGAGUCGAAUUGACUUUGUAUUUGGCCUGUCCGGAGAGUACACAGUCGUAAGUGCUGGAGUGGACGGGUUUGUGCAAACGGCAAAUCCAGCAUUCCGACUCAGCGAUCACUUGGGUGCCCAUGCUACCGUCAAGUUGGAACCAUUGUCGGCAAACGGGGGUGCUUCCUCUACGGAAAGUUCGGAUUCGAGCAUGUUCGGCCUGUGCUGGUCUACGAUGUCUCUCCUGUUUCUAUUCUCAUCACACUUGAUGACAUAUGCUUGA